AUGCCAGAUCUGAGAUGCAUUUUAACACUUCCGCUAGCGGGAACCCUGGAAUUCAUGGUUGAAGGAGUAUUGUCAAGGCUAAGAAUGGACUUCCCAAAUACAAUAUUUAUGACCCAUGCCAAUUACAUCAUUGCCAGACAUAAUAUAUCAAUUGAGUUUGUGAGAAGAAAUGAUGGAUACGUAGAUCUGCUUUUCGCUUACCCUGAAUCGAAUGAUCUCUUGGCGACAACCGUGUAUGAACAUCUCAAGAAUAUCUUCCAAAUGCACGUGCCUAACCUACGGGCACCAUUUUACUGA
Rodentolepis nana is the source of this 297-nucleotide messenger RNA. The record is from the annotation of a GenBank genome assembly. NCBI's taxonomy places the organism in Eukaryota, Metazoa, Platyhelminthes, Cestoda, Cyclophyllidea, Hymenolepididae.